Messenger RNA from Alternaria postmessia, 225 nucleotides. RefSeq lists its product as uncharacterized. The transcript is spliced from 3 exons. The record is from RefSeq and is a predicted model, not a curated record. Bases 1 to 225 code for a protein of 74 amino acids. NCBI's taxonomy places the organism in Eukaryota, Fungi, Ascomycota, Dothideomycetes, Pleosporales, Pleosporaceae.
AUGGUCUUCAAACCCACCCGUGGUAAGGCACAAAAGAAAAUUGGGUCAGCCGGCACUAAUGUUGAGCAGUUCCACGGUAUCAGCCCAGGCAAGACAGGCAGCCGAACACACGUGACACAACCAAUCUCGACGAAUGGCAGCAUGCUUGCAAAAGUAGAAGCCUUUAGACGCUCAACAAAGAAACCGAUACCACGUAACACUCGCUUCUUCCUUACCAUUCUGUAA